Messenger RNA from Macrosteles quadrilineatus (aster leafhopper), 2184 nucleotides. RefSeq names its product programmed cell death protein 4 (gene Pdcd4). The transcript has 9 exons. Gene Ontology annotation, biological process: negative regulation of DNA-templated transcription. Lineage: Eukaryota; Metazoa; Arthropoda; Insecta; Hemiptera; Cicadellidae. Gene Ontology annotation, cellular component: cytosol; nucleus. The record is from RefSeq and is a predicted model, not a curated record. Bases 337 to 1686 code for a protein of 449 amino acids.
UUUAUUUAUCACGCAACGCACGUCGCACAUAACCAACCACUCGUUCGGUUCUUUUAACUUCUAUGGUAUUAUUUGUUAUUGAGUGUAUUUCGCAUUACUUUCUGUCCCUUCAUUGAUUUGAUAUUGCGUACCGCCGUAUAACUGAUAAGGUAGUUUUGUAAAAAUUAGUUUUUGCCAUUGGAAAUUAUUAUAUCUUCAAUUCAAUAAAGAAUUUAUUUUAAUAUUUAUGGAGGCCUAGGCCUAGUAAUAAUAAAGGAAACACAAGUUAACGUGGAUUUCAGUCAGUAGGCCUACCUGUUAACUGCGUGUUUGUUAUCAAAACUUUUAGAAUCCAACAUGGAUAAAGAUUCUAGCGAAUCUGCUGAUAUAUUGGUUGACCAAGAAAAUGAUAUUGAAAACGGAGCAGUUGGUGGAAACAGCGAAGUUUCAAAAAGUGUUGACAAUCUCUCUACAGACCAUCGUGUUAAGAAGAAGGCCAAGAGGGGACUACUAAGACAGAUUUCAAAAGAAUCGCUCUCAAAUUCUCACAGUGUCGUUGUAACACAGAGAUCUUGGAAAAACACAAGACGUCCCAGGAAUGGACGUGGGAGAGGCUUGCCCAAGAAAGGGGGUGCAGGAGGAAAAGGCGUUUGGGGUAAACCAGGGUCUGAACUAGUCGAAGAAGACGUCGAUAUGAAUGAUCCGAAUUAUGAAAGCGACUCUUUGGAUAACGGUGAUGUUGAGUUGAAAACUAUCAUUCCUGAAGCCUCUGCAGAUGAAAUAAGAAAAAGUACAGAAUCAAUCGUAUUGGAGUACUAUGAACAUGGGGAUACUGAUGAAGCUGCUGCUGCUUUUGAAGAUCUCAACAUUACAAAAGACUCUUUUUUGAUAAUCCAAUUUGCCAUUGAAAUUGCUUUUGACCACAAACCAUCUCACAGGGAAAUGACUUCAGUUCUCAUCUCUGACUUUUAUGGACGUAUUGUGAAACAACGAGACAUUGCUUUGGCUUUUGACACUCUAUUGAGGAACUUACCUGACCUCAUGCUGGACACUCCUGAUGCCCCCACAGUGCUGGGAAACUUCCUGGCUCGUGCUGUUGCUGACGACUGUUUGCCUCCCAAGAUAAUACAACAGUUCAAGGAAAAGAUUGAGGAGGAACAUGCCCAGGCAGCACUGCACAGAUCUGAGACUUUACUGUCCAUGAAGCAUGGCCUGGUGCGACUUGACAAUGUGUGGGGAGUGGGCGGUGGCUUGCGUCCCGUUAAGUACCUGGUCCGUCAGAUGAACCUGCUGCUACAAGAGUACCUCUCCUCAGGAGACAUGCACGAGGCCACUCGCUGCCUGGUGGAACUCGAAGUGCCACAUUUCCACCAUGAACUUGUUUAUGAGGCUGUAGUGAUGACUCUAGAGGCCCUCAGCAGCAGUGUGGAGGAAGCUAUGUGUCGUCUGCUCAAGUCUCUCUCAGCAGCUGUCAUAAUCACACCUGAUAUGAUGGAGAGGGGAUUCCAGAGAGUUUAUGAAGACAUGCCUGAUAUCAUUUUGGAUGUGCCUCUGGCUGGAACAGUUCUGGAACGAUUUGUUGAACAGUGUCAUAUUGCUGGUUUCAUAUCUGAAGACAUGGUCAAGAAGAUGCCUACCAGAGGCCGCAAGAGGUUUGUCUCUGAAGGAGAUGGAGGUCGUAUCAAGGACAACAAGGCUACCAUUUAAAACCACCGCUACAAAAAUCUGCAAACAAUAUUAUUUUCUUCAUUGUAUGUUUCUUCCCUUUGCAAGAUAGGCACACCAUUAUCAUGUAAAUAGAUUUUAACAGUAUUUUGUUUUAGGUUUUGCAUUUAUUUUUAUCGAUUAAUAAUAUUGGUAAUUCAAAGUAGUGGUUGUAAUAGUUAGCUAUCAAAGCUUACAGUUAUUGAUAAUUAUUUGUGACUCGUGCGGGCUGGUUUUUUUGUACUGUUUCUACUUGUUACAUUUUACUUUGAUUCUUGAGUAAUGGGAAUAAUUAAUAAGGUGUGCUUUUUUUUGCAAUAAGUGAGAAGUAAAAGGCGUUUUUGGAUUAACAUGUUGAAUUUCAAAGUUGAAGGUAGAAUUUGAGUUUUGUUUUAGGGUGUUCUAAGUACUGGGAUUGUAAUCAACAGUGUGUCUCUGAUUGACUAUCUGUCAACAUUGAUUUGGUUUGUUAAAUAAAAGUCAAUAAUACUGAAAAAAUUA